GCGGUUCCUUUGUGCUGUCGGAUGGGCUGCCGCCGGUGAGACGCGAGGAUGGAGCCGGGCGCCAUGAGCGAAGCGGGCGGCAUGACUCCGGGGAUGGAGACCAGGAAGCUCAUCACCGCUACUGACAACCAAUAUUCUGGCAUGCUUUUGAAAGCGCUGGACGAGCAGCGAGGCCUCGGGCUUUUCUGCGACGUCACUGUGAUCGUGGAGGACCGCAAGUUUCGAGCCCACCGGAAUAUCCUUUCGGCUUCCAGCACUUACUUUCACCAACUCUUUGCCGUGGCAGGACAAGUCGUCGAGCUGAACUUCAUCCGGGGGGAGGUUUUCGCGGAAAUCCUCAACUACAUCUACAGUUCCAAAAUUGUCCGGGUGCGAUCGGAUCUGCUCGACGAACUGAUUAAAUCGGGGGAGCUGCUAGGGGUCAAAUUUCUCGCCGACCUGGGCGUUCCUCUGCAACAGGUGAAGAGCAUGUCUUCGGAGGCCAUACCUAGUGCUUCGGAGUUGCCCAUCCUGGAGGCAAACGGGCCCAAAGUCCAGAAGCCCACAACCGCACCUGAGCCUCAACUCAUAAAACUCGGGAAGCCUAUCAUUACGGAAUCCUUUUCCCUAUACAGGGAGCCGUGUGACUCCACCAAGAUCACCAUUAGUGAUUCCGAUGAUGAUGAUGACGACGACGUCAUUUUCUGCUCAGAGCUGGUCCCUUCUAAGGAGCGUGCUGUGGAGACCAAAGUCAUAACCCAGAUCCCGCCUUGCCCGAAUGCCUCUGGGUCUUCUGAGGUAGCCAGCUCUACCAGCAGUCAUUCUCUCCCUCAACCGGUGGCAACUGCACCUCCAAGGCUUGACUCAUCAACUGUUCUUCCAAAUCCCGCCGAAAACCAAAAGCUUCUUGACCCCCUUCCUCCCCCGGCUCCAAAGACCACGACUCCAAAUGUCCUUGUGCUCAAUUCAUCGCAGGUUGAUGUUGCUCCAGGGGUUGGUUCUUCCCACGAAAUAGAGGUGUUGCCUAUUCCCGAAGAGAAUCAGCAGCCAUCCACCAACGAUUCCUUAACCGACAUGGAAACCAACGUCAUCGAUGAGGAAGAAGAGGAAGAGGAAGAUGUGGAAGAUGAUGACGACAUCCUGGGUUUAUCCAGUCCCGGUUCGGCAAGCAGCAGUUCUCUGGUCCAGCAGCCCACGACUCCGAAACCUACCGUUGCGGCUGACAGCACAGCAGCCCAGAAGAAGCAAGUUGUAAACUUCCCGCCGGAACCCGUCUCCCAACCCAACGAAUUCAAGAUCCAGAUUUCUGAUGUUCUUUCUGGAGGCCUCAAGGAUGCUCCCCCAAAUGUUGCGCCGAAGCAUAUCACUGAAGGGCAGAAGACCAUCACGUUAGACAAAGCGUCAGAGAUAGAAAGCUUGUCCACCGGCUGCAAAGUUUAUGCAAACAUUGGUGAAGACACCUACGACAUUGUCAUCCCGGUGAAAAAUGAGGCCGACGGAGAAGUUCGGCUGGACGACGUGCCACGUACCUCGGGCAAUGAUUCCGCCAACCGCAAGCGCUUGAAAGUCAAGCACGACGAUCACUACGAGCUGAUUAUGGACGGAAAAGUCUACUACAUCUGCAUUGUGUGUCGUAGGUCCUAUGUCUGCCUCACCAGUUUGCGGAGACACUUCAACGUUCAUUCCUGGGAGAAGAAAUACCCUUGUCGUUACUGCGAGAAGGUUUUCCCUCUGGCGGAAUACCGCACCAAACACGAAAUCCAUCAUACCGGGGAGCGGCGGUACCAAUGUUUGGCGUGCGGCCAAUGUUUUAUCAAUUAUCAGGUGAUGGCCACUCAUCUUCGAUCGGUUCACAGCCAAGAUCCUUCAGGGGAAUCCAAGCUGUAUCGUUUGCAUCCGUGCCGGUCUUUGCAGAUCAGAAAUUACGCAUACAUUUCGGGGAAUUCCAACAAUAUCCCGGUUGCCAAUGACAAUGCCCUGGUUUAUUCUGGCAGUCCUUCAAAAGAGACCCCUCAGGAACCGGUCCCGAACCAACCUGUGAAGCCAAUGACUUGGGACGACAUCUUCGUCCCGCAAGCAAAUGAAUCCCUCUUUAAACAAAACCCAUCGGACGGCACCUCCGAAUUUGAGUUCGUGAUACCAGAAUCUUACUGAAGGUGUUGCGAAAAUGGGAAAAAAUGUUCUGUUUUGUUAUCAAAAGGGGGAGGAAAGUUUUUGUGGUUGUUGGUUGUUUUAAAGAAAAAAAAAAUCAGAGCUCUUUCUCAACGGGGUGCUCGGAAGCAUCUGCAGAGCCUCUCCUAUUACGGAACACGUCCACGUGCUUCUUCUUCGACCUUUAGCCUACGGUAGUGUUUUAAAAUUAGAUAAUAUGUGUAAUAACCUUUGAACUUGUGAACAAAAAAUUGGUCAGGAAAUAAAACGAUACUUGAAUACAGGUGAAAAGACGCUUAGGAAGUUAGGCGUUUCGACGUUUAUUCGUACGGAUCAAAAUAUAAAAAGUUACCCGUUCGGAGACUCCCCGCCCCCCCUCCCCGGGUUAGGUGUAGAAUAACAGGAAUAUAUAUCUCUCUUCCUUGAACCACUUACUUCUAUUUUCAUGUUAGCACUUUAAUGCUGAAAAGGGUUCCAUUGUGACUACAAAACAGGCACGCAGCUAGAUUUUCUUGCUGAUGUUGUGGGAGGGGCCGGGGGGGGAAUCUUUUUUGUUUAAAUUGAAAUCAGUGCGUUCCUGCAACUGAACGUUAUAAGGGUCCAAAUCAUGCUUGCUCUCACGAAAAAUGGAUGGUAUUCAGUUACUUUCCCUAUCGGUUUGCAAAGGUGAAUGCGCGCGCGGGGUCUUCCGUGUAUGCGCUAUGCUGGCGCGCGGGGCCUUCCGCGUAUCCGCUAUGCUGGUGCCCAUGCCUUCCGCGCAUGCACCAGGCCUCAAAAAUGUGGCUAAAUAGGAUGGCAUAGAGCCGGGGCCACCCGCGAUUUCUGCUACCGGUACGGGCGAACCGAUCCGAACCGGCUGAAUACCACCUCUGCACGAAACCAUGCAAAAGAGGCAUAGCCAUUUCUCAUUGGCUUUUUGAAAUAAACAAUUAUACAUUGUUGGUAAUGCACGUGGGCCGUCCUUAAAGAGAAGGUUUCUCCAAGGAAAACGUUAACACUCGUUCUUAUUAUCCCGGGGAUUAAGCUUAACUCAGUGGCUGGACCAUUGUAUUUCACAAUUAUUAUUAUUAUUUUUUGACUCGGUAGGGUAGAUGGAAGACAAUAUAAGAUCAGGAUUUUUUUUUUUUCUACAGGAGAAGCAGGUUAAUGUAAUGUAAUGAACCUUAAUUUUCUCUCCCCCCCCCCCCGUCUUAUUCCCUGGGAGGAGGAAAAAAAAAAUAGAAAUCUAAUUUUGUAGAUUUUUGCCCUGAACAGUUCAGAAGCUUCCUACCAAAGCAGCUUUGGCAAAUGAUAAUGUUGUUUUUUUGCUCUGUAACUGAGUUGGUAACUUUUAAAAGAGAGACUACUAGUUAGUUCGUGGUUUUUUUUUUAACAGCAGCCACACGGAAAAAGGGGUUUGGCUUUUUUGGGGGGAGGUGGGGGAGCAGAUGUGCUAGUCUUGAGGUUUCCUUUUGUGGUCAUGCUUUCCCUUUCGUUGCAAAUUGGGAAUAUCCUUUUCCAUUGUUGGGCGAUAAGCAGGAUCUCGAUUUGAGCAAAUAACAGAAGUGGUCAAGAGCCAUGUAGCUUUGGGGUAUUUUUUUUUUUUGUCAAAUAAUCUCUUGCCCUUUUUUUGUAAAUUACAAUAUUUGGAGUGGGUGUUAUAGAAGGUCGAAAAGGACCAUGAUGAAUAAAAACUAGUUAGCGAUUGGUGCUUUGUCAUGAAAAUCUACUGUCCUCAUCACUUUUUAACUAUUUUUUCUUCUUCUUCUUUUCCCCCUUUUCUGAAGUCUCUAUUUUGUAUUCGGAGUAGUCAUUCCUAGUCCUUAAUUUUGUGUCGUUUUUGUUUGUUUGUUUCUUUUUUUCUUUAACGUUGUGUUUUCAGCCAGGAAAGUGAAUGAAAUUCUGCGGUGGAGUAAAAGAGAGAGAAAAAAAUCAUGUACGGAAAUCACGCCGAAAAAGAGCAGCUCGUGUUUCUAAUAACGGGAAGAAAGCGAAGUGACUCUGUAUGAUGUUUUUUUCUGUAGAGUUGAGAUGGUGUUUGAUUAUGGCUAGGAGGUUGGGGUUUUUUUGUUUUUUUUAUAAAUGGAAGCGAUCUUUUAAAAUUGGCGUUGCGUACUUAAAUGAAAUAAUUUGUGGGACUUUAUUUAAAUAAAUAAUUUAGUCGAUCUCCGGUAUAUUUGUCCUCUUCCGGAGACACCGGUGUCCGUAGCAUUUUAUAAACUGAAACUUAACUUCAUUCAGCUGCCCAUAGCAAAGGAUGUUACGUUGUUUCCUAAGUUAAACCCACCGUGUUGCUGUAGAUCAAUCAAACUUCCAUCUUGACCGUGCUAUUUCCCCCUCCCAAAAAAUCCUGAUAACCAGUAAUUAAAUCAGUGCCUGUUGAAAGUGUCUGUUUUUUUUUUUUAAUUUCCAAACUGAAAAGACGAAGUUUCAAAGCUGUUUAUCUUGUUAGGAAGACACGCUGUCUCUUUGGUUUUCCAAAUACAUGUAUUUUGGUUUUCCUAGGAAGGAAAGUUUCAAUAUCCAAAGUUAAAGAGAUCUUUAUUACGUUGCCGUAAAGUCUUUUUUUUUGCUUUACGGGGCGUUGGAAGAAUGCUGGUUUCCUUUUUGAUUGACGCUAUCUAUAGUUUAAAAAAAAAAAACACCAUCUGGUGUUUUUUUUCAGUUUCUCUGUUUUCCAUUUUGUAAAAAAGGGUCACAGCAUCAGCUCUGGAAAGAACACAUCUAAAUAACAUUUACUAAAUGAGAAAGAUUCCCCUUGCUUCCUCCCCACCUCCCAAAAAUCACAUUUACUAAAGAGAUUAAUGUGAAGUACAGCCUCAAAAUCUAAAGCAAAAAUGAUCACAGCAGGUGAAAUCAUUCUAAGUAUGUUCUUUCUUGGAGCAACAAUGCUUGAUUUAAAUAGUUCUGCUUGAGUUCAGCUGUACCAAUGUUAUACAUUUCCCCAUCCUAAACAGAGACACAACUGCAAGAACCCCUAAUUUUUUAAAUUUCUUUUAGGUUUUCCCCCUCGUUUCAAAAACUGUUGCAUGCCGUAUAACAGGAUGAAAAAAUUCAGCAUUUGCUGAAUCGUUGCAGAGAAGAUAUUUUGAGGGCAUCUGACAGAAUUCAGAUGUGGCUGUGUCUGCCUGAAGUUUGUAUAAAUCCAAUAUUUUACCACUUUGGGGGGGUUUUUUUUGCGCAGAUAUUUCUGAGUUAGGAAUUUGUUUAUAUUGGGGGCAGGAGAGAGCGAGAGAGAGCUCGACUCCCCUUCGAGAGUGGCUUUGCGCCGAAUAUGCGUUUGUGCGUUUCUGUAUAUGACGAGAUUAAUAAGGAAAAAAAAAAAUCAGUAGUUGGUUUAAUUUAUUUCCUACCGAAGCGUUAUCACUUAUUAGCAAAACAAAAUAUGCAAAAAAAAAAAAAAAAAGAAAAGAAAGAAAAGAAAAGAAAAGGGGGCAGUGGUUUUAUUUCAACGGCAGUUUUUACAGAGCGGUAUUAUUAUUAUUUUUUAUUAUUUUAUCAAUACAGUACUGUAAUGUAUAUAGUUGUACAGCUUUUUUCCUUAACAUACCUUUUUCUGGGAAUUUGUUGUUCUGCUUUUCAUUAACCAAUACUUGACUUUUAGUCCUUAGAGCUUUGUAUGGCAAAAUAAAUAAAUAAAUAAAUAAAACCCUUUCAAUUCUG
Pantherophis guttatus is the source of this 5772-nucleotide messenger RNA. RefSeq names its product zinc finger and BTB domain containing 33 (gene ZBTB33). Gene Ontology annotation, biological process: regulation of transcription by RNA polymerase II. Lineage: Eukaryota; Metazoa; Chordata; Lepidosauria; Squamata; Colubridae. Gene Ontology annotation, molecular function: DNA-binding transcription factor activity, RNA polymerase II-specific; protein binding; RNA polymerase II cis-regulatory region sequence-specific DNA binding. The record is from RefSeq and is a predicted model, not a curated record.